UGCUUUAUUAACAGGCAAUUAAUUUAUAAUUAUCCUGAACAGCUUUUUGGUGCUGCUGGUGUCAUGGCUAUUGAGCAUGCAGAUUUUGCAGGUGUAGAGCGCCUGGCCCUUGUUACAGGUGGAGAAAUUGCUUCUACCUUUGAUCACCCAGAACUGGUGAAGCUUGGAAGUUGCAAACUUAUUGAGGAAGUCAUGAUUGGAGAAGAUAAACUCAUUCACUUUUCUGGGGUUGCCCUUGGUGAGGCUUGUACCAUUGUUUUGCGUGGUGCCACUCAACAAAUUUUAGAUGAAGCAGAAAGAUCUUUGCAUGAUGCUCUUUGUGUUCUUGCCCAAACUGUGAAGGAUUCUAGAACAGUAUAUGGAGGAGGCUGUUCUGAGAUGCUGAUGGCGCAUGCUGUGACACAGCUUGCCAGUAGAACACCAGGCAAAGAAGCUGUUGCAAUGGAGUCUUAUGCUAAAGCACUGAGAAUGUUACCAACCAUCAUAGCUGACAAUGCAGGCUAUGACAGCGCAGAUUUGGUGGCACAGCUCCGAGCUGCUCACAGUGAAGGCAAUAUAACUGCUGGACUGGAUAUGAAAGAAGGUACCAUAGGAGAUAUGGCAAUAUUGGGCAUCACAGAAAGUUUCCAAGUGAAGCGGCAAGUUCUUUUGAGUGCAGCUGAAGCAGCAGAGGUGAUUCUACGUGUGGACAACAUCAUCAAAGCAGCACCAAGGAAACGUGUCCCUGAUCAUCAUCCCUGUUAAGCAUUCCCAAAUGCUGUUGAUCUCUGGACCAGUUCAUAACAAAGUUCUAUUUGAAAGAUUUCAACCUUUAGAAGAAACCUGUGGAAUCGAUGGCUGGCUGUGCCCAUUAUAUCCUUAAGUUUGGACAUUAGCUGACCUUCUGUUUUAACGUGGGUCUAAUUUAUUUGCUGUUUAAUUUCCAUACAAUUCAGUUGAUUUAAAAGUUCAUUUCUCAUAGCGUGCAUUAAAAUUUUGAACA
Molecule: messenger RNA, 982 nt
Organism: Marmota monax (woodchuck)
Lineage: Eukaryota; Metazoa; Chordata; Mammalia; Rodentia; Sciuridae
Product: T-complex protein 1 subunit beta-like
Exons: 1
Biological process (GO): protein folding
Cellular component (GO): chaperonin-containing T-complex
Molecular function (GO): ATP-dependent protein folding chaperone; ATP binding
Source: RefSeq, a predicted model, not a curated record